AUGCAUUUCAGAUUCCGAGUCAGCCCUGGACACGAGAAAGUUCAUUUGCCUAAAUCCUUCACAGCCAAACAACUGUAUGUGCUUUUUGCACAGUACAACCUGUCUGGACCAUAUCUGAGUUUGUUUGUCAAACCUGUGAAGCAGCUGGAGUCUGGCGUGCUCGACUCUAAGCCUGGGCCCUCCAGUGGGCCCUCUCCUUGGGUAAAGCCUCCUCCGUUCUUCACACAGCUCGGGCAAGUUUGGGCACCAGCCACUCGAUGGUCGGACCCUGCGAUGGAAGCAACGUGCAGAGACGCUCAUGUGUGCCGGGCCCCUCCCAUCUAG
Messenger RNA from Knipowitschia caucasica, 324 nucleotides. Lineage: Eukaryota; Metazoa; Chordata; Actinopteri; Gobiiformes; Gobiidae. The record is from the annotation of a GenBank genome assembly.